AUCGCAUGGCUUGGGAAAUGAAAGUUUAAAGAUCGGAGCGGAGAGCUGGGAUUUGGAUGCUGUGAUUCAGGGAAACUUGUUGAGAAUGAUCUGGAUCCGGAAAUUAUAAACAAAUCACAGGAAGAGAAAGAACUAAGAAGUACCAAUCAAGGCCAUGGGGUCGGCGAACUUACGAUCGUUUCUUCUCGUCCUCUUCUUCUGCCCUCCGGUCGCUCCAUCCUCAGAAGCUCUCCUCGCUUUGGGGCACCAAACGGAUUUUGGAAGCGGCGAAACUCGUCAUGUAAACGGCAGAGUCCUAUUAAGUUUCAAGGAAAAGCCGGUUGGAAGUAAGGUUACUUUUGAAUGCUCUCCUUCUGGUCUCUGCGUCCCUUGCCUAUACUCUGAGAAGGGUGACAACAAAUAUCGCUGUACUGAGACUGGCUACCGCAUCCCGUUCAAAUGUGUAGAAAGUAAAAUUUCUAUGAAAGAUUCAAAGAGGACACAUUCUCAGAAUGCUCGAUUGUCUUUGGAAGUCUCUGACAAUACGGACAAAUUGAACAAAGCAUUACAUCAUGCCAGAGGGUUUACUACUACAGUGAAACAUAGAAGCUUACCAGAUGAAUCAUUCACUUCAGAUAAUAGAUCACAAGCCUACAUUACUUAUCGAAGCUGUAUACUCCCAGCUACUGAAGAGAAGUUGUCAGUGCUUAGGUUUGAGGGGAUCGUGAUAUUUUUAUUUCUUGUUAGUGGAUCAGUCAUAUUGCUGAGAAAAAAGGCGGCGGCUUCGGUAUCAGGCGAAAAUUUCAAGCUUUUACUAUCUGUCUGUCAGCUUCUGGUAGUGAUAUAAAAAUUCAGAACUGCAUCUAUUAGCGGAAACCAGAGGUGAAAACGGAUGCUGCACGCUUUAUAGCAUAGUAGGACUUGCGACAUUGACUUGUGACCAAAAAGCAUGUCCUUUUGUAGAGAUUCAAUAUUCACAAUAGUUUUGGUAAGGUUCAACUAUGGUGGGCUGGAUCAGUAUUGGACUUGAGGUAGAGUUCCUUACUUGUUUGUUACGAGGUUUUCUCAUGGACAUGGAAAUAUAUAAAAACUUGAUAUGGUGGGCUGGAUCAGUUUUGGACUUGAGGUAAAGUUCCUUGGUUGUUUGUUGCGAGGUUUCUCAUAGACAUGGAAAUGUAUAAAAACUGAUAACAAGCACUCAAACAUUGGAAUAAUAUUUAAUUCACCAAAAAAUUCAUAUCCCCCCA
Messenger RNA from Neltuma alba, 1226 nucleotides. RefSeq lists its product as uncharacterized. The record is from RefSeq and is a predicted model, not a curated record. Bases 155 to 826 code for a protein of 223 amino acids. Lineage: Eukaryota; Viridiplantae; Streptophyta; Magnoliopsida; Fabales; Fabaceae. The transcript is spliced from 5 exons.